Messenger RNA from Rotaria sp. Silwood1, 1947 nucleotides. The record is from the annotation of a GenBank genome assembly. Lineage: Eukaryota; Metazoa; Rotifera; Eurotatoria; Philodinida; Philodinidae.
AUGCUUGAUGAAUAUCGUAGUCGAGCAUCGUUUUGUACUAAACGUAUGCGAAAUAUAUUUGAAGAUGAACCAUCACAAAAUUAUCGAACAAAAAUUUGGUCAGUAUUAGAUUCUCAACCAAUAUUUCGUCAACCACAAUUUCCAAUAACAAUUGAUGAAUAUAAAUAUUUAACAUAUCAACGUUCAAAAGAAUUAAUCAAAGCAAAUUUAUUAACUGAUGAUGAAAUGUUUGAUAAUCCACGAUAUAAAAUUAUUCUUGAACAAUGUUUAGCUAUGUAUGAUGCAUCAUGUCAUGCUAAAUAUACACUUUCAAUGACACUAUUUCGUGAAACAGUUCGAACAUUAGGUACAAAACGACAUGAAUAUAUUUUAAAUUUAGAUCAAAAUCAUCAAAUUUGUGGUUGUUUUGCUUUAACAGAAUUAGCACAUGGUAGUAAUACAAAAGAAAUGCGAACAACAGCAAUAUAUGAUCUAACAACUCAAGAAUUUGUUUUAAAUACACCUGAUAUUGAAGCAAUGAAAUUUUGGGUUGGUAAUUUAGGUUAUCAAGCAACACAUGCUGUUGUUUAUGCACAGCUUUAUACAAAAAACACUUGUUAUGGUCUUCAUCCAUUUGUUGUACCAAUUCGUGAUCCAUUAACAUAUAAAACAUACGAUGGUAUUGAAGCUGGUGAUAUCGGUGCUAAAUGUGGAUGGAAUGGUCUUGAUAAUGGGUUUUUAAUUUUUCGUAAUUAUCGAAUUCCAAGAGAAAAUUUACUUAAUAAACAUGGUGAUGUUUUACCUGAUGGAACUUAUAAAACUCAAUUUAAGACAUCCAAUAAACGAUUCGGUGCAAGUCUUGGUGCACUUUCAUCAGGUCGUGUUGGUAUCAGUAGUUUAACCAUUGGUUUAUUAAUUAAUUGUUGUACAAUUGUUAUUCGUUAUUCAUGUGUACGAAAACAAUUUGGACCAUUACCUGGUGUAGAAAUACCUGUUAUUGAAUAUCAAACUCAAAAUUGGCGUUUAAUACCAAUAGUUGCAUCACUUUAUGUUUAUCGACAUUUAGCAUUAUCAGUUUUUGAUAAUUUAGUUGACUUUUAUGCCUUAUCAAUGUCAAAUGAUGAAGAUGAUCAAGAUCUUCUUGCAUAUAUGGGUAGAGAACUUCAUGCUUUAUCAUGUUCAUGUAAAGCCAUAUGUACUUGGAAUACACAAAAAGCAUGUCAAGAGUGUCGAGAAGCAUGUGGUGGUCAUGGUUAUUUAUAUGCAACUGGUUUUGGUAAUAUUCGAAAUGAUAAUGAUCCAUCAUGUACAUUUGAAGGUGAUAAUAAUGUUAUAUUACAACAAACAUCAAAUUAUAUUUUAUCAAAUUAUGAAGAUAUAUAUAAAAAUAAUACACCAAUUAAUAGUCCAUUUAAAAACUUACUCAAUGCUGUUGAUUGGCUAUUAUGUUAUAUUCUUGAGAAAUCGGCUAGAAAAAUUGAUCAAUUAACUAUACAAAAAUAUUUAACAUCAUUUGAUUUAAAAAAUGCAGCACAAGUUUAUUAUCUUCGAACAUUAUCAAUUAUUUAUAUUCAACGUACAGCUAUUGUUCGAUUUUUACAAUAUAUUGAAAAUCAUGAAGAAAUGGAUAAUAAAUGUAAAAAUGUUCUUAAUAAAUUAUUAAUUGUUCAUAUAUUAAAAUUUCUUGAAGAAAAUUUAAAUUUAUUAUUUGAAGGAAAUUAUUUUAAUAAUGGUUUAAUUAGUAUAUGGAUACAAAAUCGUUUAAUUGAUUUAUGUCAUGAUUUACGAAAUGAAGCUGCUGCUUUAGUAGAUGUUUUUGCACCACCUGAUCAUAUACUUAAUUCAGUUUUAGGUGUUAGUGAUGGAAAGGUUUACGAAGCGAUUAAUAAACAAAUACAUAGUAAUAAACAUACAUUUUUAACACCAUCAUGGAUAAAACAAGAUUUAAUUGAACGUAGUAAACUUUGA